This is a messenger RNA of Brassica napus (rape), 1755 nucleotides long. RefSeq names its product U-box domain-containing protein 29-like. The record is from RefSeq and is a predicted model, not a curated record. Gene Ontology annotation, biological process: protein ubiquitination. NCBI's taxonomy places the organism in Eukaryota, Viridiplantae, Streptophyta, Magnoliopsida, Brassicales, Brassicaceae. Gene Ontology annotation, molecular function: ubiquitin protein ligase activity. The transcript has a single exon. The coding region runs from base 334 to 1608 and encodes 424 amino acids.
UUGACCGAGCAAGACAAACUUUGAGUUUUUGACCCAAUACCAAAGAAAUUAGCUGAACAUCUCAAUUAUUUCGUAUUAAAUAAAAUACUAUAGAUGGCUUACUUGUCAGUUGAAUUUUCCACCUCGUUAACGUUUUAUAUACACUCUACUAUAGUAUAUCAAGAUUUAUAUAUAUGAAACUGUCAUGUCUUUGAAUAUUACGAAAGAGUAUGUUUUUAAGUUCAAAACGGUGACGCAAGCGUGCGUUUGACUCUGUCUUUAAAACCACCUCUCCUCACUUCCUUCCACACCUUUCACUUACCAAUACCAUCAUCAUCCUUUGUCUCUAAACCAAUGGGGAGAGAUGAAACAGAGACGUACAUUACGGUGCCUAGCUUGUUCCGGUGUCCUAUAUCUCUCGACGUGAUGAGAUCUCCCGUUAGUCUCUGCACGGGCGUUACCUACGACCGUGCAAGUAUCCAGAGGUGGCUCGACGGUGGCAACAACACGUGUCCCGCCACUAUGCAGAUUCUCCGGACAAAAGAUUUCGUCCCUAACCUCACUCUUCAACGGCUUAUCAAAGCCUGGUCCGAUUCCGUCGGCCGCCGCGCCGGUGUCUCUCCGCCUCGAGGGAUUUUAACGGUGGAGGAAGUGACUGAGUCGUUGAGGAGGCUGUCUCUCGAGAAAGACGACGAGAUACGUCUGGAGAAUCUCUCGAGAAUCGUUCGGUUCGCGAAAGACUCUGAGGCGAACAGAGAGUUUCUCUGGAAGAGAAAGGAUUUCGCGCCAAUGCUGGUCCACAUCAUCGCCGCCGUGGACGGCGGCACGCGCGCCACGGCGAAGAUCAAGCUAGGCCUUCUGGCUAUUAUGAUUUUGGAUACUAUCAUCAAGGGAGGGAAGGAGAGAGAUCGUGAACGUUUAUCGAAGCUGAUGUUAACGGACGUUGGCGGUUGCUUAACGGCGCUUCUCCUAGCGAUUCGGCGCGGGAAUCUGGAGACGAAAAUCGAGUCCGUUAGGGUCUUGGAGAUGAUCUCGUUUGACCAGAAGUCGAAAGAGAUCAUCUCAGAACGUGAGGGGAUCGUACCGGAGCUGAUCAAAUCAAUCAGCUCCGAGACGGAUCCUUCCUUGAUGGAAGCGAGUUUAUCAUUUUUAAUCACGAUCUCAGCCUCGAAACGAGUGAGAUCGAAGCUAGUAGCUGAGAAAACGAUCACGAAGAUCAAAGACAUUCUCCUCACGGAGACAACGAGCGUCGCCGUGACGGAGAAGUCGCUGAAACUGUUGGAGACACUGUCGUCAAACCGAGAAGGUAGGUCGGAGAUUUGCGGCGGAGACGGAUGGAGGUGCCUGGAAGGAGUGGUGAGGAAGCUGUUGAAAGUUUCGGCGACUGCGACGGAGCACGCCGUGACGAUUUUGUGGUGUUUGUGCUACGUGUUCAGGGAGGAUAAGAGGGCGAAGGAGACGGUGGUGAGAUGUAACGGCGUGACGAAGCUUUUAGUGGUGAUUCAGAGCAGCUGCUCGCCGGUGGUGAGACAGAUGGCGAAGGAUUUGAUAAAGGUUUUGAAGGUGAAUACAUCUGCUUCUGUUUUGUCUGCUUACGAGACGAACACCACUCAUAUUACGCCGUUUUGAUUUUUAUAAAUGUUAUACACUAUUUUGAACGUAAAUAUUGUAAAUCAUGAGAAUUGUUUUUGCUAGUGUGAUCAGUUUUGCUAAUGUGUAUCGUAUGUGUUCAGAUAUCUAACAGUAAAAUGGUUAAUAGAUAUCGUAUGCUUGAAA